AUGCCCAUGACAAUAAAAUCGUAUGAAGGAGAUGAAAGUGAAACGAAAGAGAGAAUGGAAAAGGAAGAAGAGGAUCGUAGAAGAGAAGCUGCAAUGGCAUCCUCACCCUGCCUCCGACCUAAUUUUAACCCUAAAGGCAUCACACAACACCAGCUCCAAAAAUUUCGAACUACACAAGAGGCGAUUGCAAGUGAAGUCAAAAUCAAAGUUCAAAAUAAAAUCCAAAGGUUCUUUUUUUCUUUUCCCCCUUAUGGUUCAUGUAUUGUUGAUGUUCUAAUUCCGUUAUAUGGCUCUGCAGAUGGGGCCAACAAAAAGUCACAUGGUGAUGAUUUAUCUAGCCAAGACAGUGUAGCUCAAGGUUCAACGGUUGAUCAGAAGGAAUCAAGCUUCUGGAAUGAUUGUGAAAGGUUUGAUUCUGGAAAUGAAGACUCAAAGGAUGACGUACCUGUGAUUCCAAAGAAGCAAAAAUUGCAUUGGGGCAUUGUAAUUCUGUUCUAUCCGUGUGUGCUUGACACCAAGAACCGGUGGGAGAGAAAAUCCAACAUGUAG
Messenger RNA from Sphenostylis stenocarpa, 549 nucleotides. Lineage: Eukaryota; Viridiplantae; Streptophyta; Magnoliopsida; Fabales; Fabaceae. The record is from the annotation of a GenBank genome assembly.